This is a messenger RNA of Peromyscus leucopus (white-footed mouse), 1303 nucleotides long. It is a transcript of the gene Mpzl3, whose product is annotated as myelin protein zero like 3. The transcript has 6 exons. NCBI's taxonomy places the organism in Eukaryota, Metazoa, Chordata, Mammalia, Rodentia, Cricetidae. Bases 531 to 1241 code for a protein of 236 amino acids. The record is from RefSeq and is a predicted model, not a curated record. Gene Ontology annotation, cellular component: membrane.
CUGUAGUGAUUUCAUCAUCACUGUCACUGCAGUCAUUUAAUAAGCAUCCAAUUCUGGAUGAUGUCAUGGCUACAUUAAAAGGAACAGGAACGAUGAGGCUUGCGUGUAUUUACCGCAGAGCCCAAUAAAGAUUUAUUUAUUUGACCCUGUACACUCGCCUAUGCCUCCCUGAACUUCAUAUGAGAAUCUAUUGUGAAGGUUCAAUUUAGACCCUCUAUGGAGACAGAACUUCUGGAUUACAGUCAGAGGAUCAAGCCUGGUCAUGCAGAAUUCCAGGAAAAUGAAAUUGUUUCCCCAAAGUCCGUAGCCAAUUUGAAGCAGAAGAGAGCAAUAAGAUCCUUCUUGAGAGUCCUUCUUGAGAAUUGCUGAUCAGGGAAACCAGGUAAGAUUCUGGUAACAAGCCGUGCCCCUGAGGUAAAUCCGGAUGGCCAUUUCAAAGGUGUCUCCCGCGAUGACGUCACUUCCGGCACCACCUGCGUGGUCCCCGGGAGCUGUACACAAGGUGUGCAAGUGUCGGAGGAGCUGUCGGGAUGCAGCAGCCAAGAGGAGCAGCAGGAGGCCGUGGCUGCGCUCUCUUUCCACUCCUGAGCAUUCUGUUUGUCCAAGGUGCGCGUACCGUCCUUUCUUUGGAGAUCAGUGCCGAUGCCCACGUCCGAGGAUAUGUUGGAGAAAAUAUCAAGUUGAAAUGCACCUUCAAGUCAUCUUCCGAUGUCACUGACAAACUGACCAUAGACUGGACGUACCGCCCCCCCAGCAGCAGUCGCACAGAAUCCAUCUUCCACUAUCAGUCUUUCCAGUACCCAACUACAGCGGGCACAUUCCGAGACCGGAUUUCCUGGGUUGGAAAUGUGUACAAAGGGGAUGCAUCCAUCAGCAUCAGCAAACCCACUCUGAAGGACAAUGGGACAUUCAGCUGUGCUGUGAAGAACCCUCCAGACGUGUACCACAAUAUCCCCCUGACAGAGCUCACGGUCACAGAAAGGGGUUUUGGCACCAUGCUAUCCUCUGUGGCCCUUCUCUCCAUCCUCGUCUUCAUCCCCUCAGCAGUGGUGGUCAUCCUGCUGCUGGUGAGGAUGGGGAGGAAAGCAGCGGGGGUGAAGAAGAGGAGCAGGUCUGGCUAUAAGAAGUCUUCCAUUGAAGUCUCCGACGACACUGACCAGGAGGACAACAAUGACUGCAUGACAAGGCUUUGUGUCCGCUGUGCCGAGUGUCUGGAUUCGGACUAUGAAGACACGUACUGAUGAAGUGUGUGUGUGAUGGAAGAAGUGUUACCUAACCACAGGAAAUACCCCAUUCCUCUGGC